AUUAACUACAACAGCUGCUGCACUGAACUCAACACGGGUAAUUAAGUAAUUAAUUCAUUAUCUGGGACAAUAGAUGCACACCAACAGGUACCAGAGGGAUAUGAACAUGAACAGGUCAUUUUAAGUAAAUUCUGAAAACUGAAUGAGAAACCACCUAACUUGUGCGGUCUACAUGAAUAUAAAAGAAUUCUUCAUCUUUCCAACAUAGUAGUGUGAUUUAAUGUACUCGUUAGCUAUUAAACAUUACUUCAGUAGCUGUACAAAAGACGUACACCUCCACUAAUGUUACACAGUACAGGACCCCCAGAAUCACACUGCUGCUGGUUUCCAACUCAGCGCAUGUACUUAAACGAAUCCUUAAACCUCACAAUUUAAAUCUGCUCAAAGGUAGGAGAUCGUGGGUUACCUGCACAAGAAGGCAACUUCCACCAUGAUUAUGAAGUAAAAACAAUUCAAGAGUUCAAAUUAAUCAUAUUAUGCUGCAGAGCUCAGUGCAUAGCGCCUAUUCUGAGCGUGAUGUGACCUAAACCUGUAAAAAACGAAAUCAGGCUGUUUCGUUCCACCUCUUAAUUACCUAAAUCAACUAUUUAGACCCAAUUAAGUGCUGGAGAUUUAAAGAGAUCUAGAGAAAAUAAGCCACACCAGCACUUCAGGGACGAUCCGAUCUGGACGAAUUAACGUGCGUAUAAUACCCGAGACAAAGGACGAUUGGGAGGGACGUCUCGCUACUUUAAGCGCCUUUCAGUAAAAAGAAAACAAGACGCUCGAAACACACGCUUCUGCGCUAUGCAAGCUCGGUGAGUUACUAGACGGUCCCUGGUUUGUCUAAACCCGCCAAAACGUUAUGUUAUGCGAACUCGUGGGUGAAAAGGGCCGGGUCAACUGGGCUGCCGGACGCGAGGUGCACGGUGCCCACAAGCAGAUUAACGACAAACUGGCCCAGGCGUGUCUCCACGCUUCUUCGUAUCGUGUGGUUCUGCAACAGCGCAGAGGCCGCAGUCCAGCGAGCUGUCCGGCAGAGAUGACGUCAGCGCUCCGUUUGCAGACCUUGUCCUUGCUGGCCCAAUUCGGAAUAGAGUGGAACCAAGAGACAGCAUCAGCAAUCCCAUUGCAUGGCUGUUGGAGCCGUUCCGGGUUUUACCAGCGACCACAGCAGAGGCUCUACUGGCUGCACUGGGAACAGACCCCUUACGUAUGGAACCAGCCUGAACGACCUGUGUCCGCAGAGGGGAAACGAGGGGCUACCAGUGAAAAGCUCUCAAGAGCAGGCAGCACCCUCUCUCUCUCCCUCCCUGCUCUGCGUGAAGCUGCGGCCCCCGUUUGGUGGUGUCUGAAGGUCUGCGCACCCACCCUCCGUGACUGUUCCUGCCUGCCAGAGUUUGUGUUGUUUUCCUUCCUGGUUUGUUUCCUCGCGGCUCAGGUUCCUGGCACCGACAGGGUCACGUGCACCGGAGUGGCGGUGUGGAGCUCUAGCCGGAGAGACGAGGGGCCGAGAGUUUUGGAACCAGCUGACGCUGUUGCGUUCGCUCGGGAACCUCGGUCCUGUACACGACGGCGAUUUCAGCCGGAGUGCUGUGUUACACCUGUUCUACCUUGUAUGUCUCGGGCCAGGAAGCAAUAGUGCUGUCCCCAAAGACUUAGUGUUUCCCUUAGGACAGACAGUUUCAAGGCUUUGGCGCAAUAAAGGAAAGUGUGCUCUGGGUGGAUUCCUAAUGAGAAAGUCCACUUCCUCCCAGAAGCCCCUCUGAGGCUAGACAAUCCACAGUGUGCACAGCACGGUCUGCAUACAAAAUGUGUGCCUUGUCUCCCCUAGAGCACGGCCUGCCCUGAGGUGAUGGAGCUGCUCUCACUACAGGCUCCUAAAUUACACGCAGCGGUGUUCUUGUCAGACAACCAAGUGCUAAACCUGUUAUGCCCUUAUAAAUUAAGAUUCAUCCCAUGCUGGAACAUAAAAGGAAAUGCACAAAAUUUGCUGCAAAAGAACUAUUUUUUCUUCUGCAAAGCCUUAUAUCGCAUGUGAGAAAAGCUGCGCCGCAGAAAGUUGUAAUAUACAUGUUGACACCCUGGCUCCUUAAGCAAUUAUGCUUAACGCAUUGGGCUUCAGACCUCUGAGCUACUGUGUUGCUGACACCCUGCCUGCUGUAAUUGCACCAUAUGAGUGAUUAUUGUUCUGCGGGGCUGCAGGGGGUGUGAGAGAUUAGCUGACUGCACUGAGGUGCAUCACCUGAGCCUGGAUUCUCGGAUUAAGGCUGUACGUACCUUUCCUGCUUCUCUCAUCACCCCCUGCGUCACACCUGGCUCAGAUACAGCUACACAACAGGCCCCCUCUCCAUCAGUUCUCUCUGUGCCUGCAGUGGGAGGACAUUGUGGGCUGCCUUAUGAAUGUGCACGAGUCUGUUGGCUCUUUCUCUUCUCUGUGAGGAAAAUACAGCCACCCACCCGAACGUGCAAAACACGAAUCUGUCCACCCUGGCAGCUCCUUCCCGAAAAUAAAGCCCCUUGUUUUGCAGCCCAGUAAACACAUGCACACAAAGACCGAGAACACAGAGACGGAUUAUUAGAAGGAGUGUGGUAUGUGCUGUUCGGCAGCAGAGCAGUGUGCAAGAGGUCGCUGGCUACUCUAAGAAGGGAACAAUGGAAAAAAAAAAACCUCCUGAUGUUCAGACUUCGACCUCUGUCUCUGAAGGAAAAACACAGGGCCUGUCCUUGUCCCUGGGACAACUCCUGGUGACCAGGAUAAGAACCAACAGGGUGUCCUGCAAAACAUGAUGUGUCCACCCAGGCUGUCCUUUUGUGAG
Messenger RNA from Lepisosteus oculatus (spotted gar), 2798 nucleotides. The record is from RefSeq and is a predicted model, not a curated record. NCBI's taxonomy places the organism in Eukaryota, Metazoa, Chordata, Actinopteri, Semionotiformes, Lepisosteidae.